CGUCAUAAUCAGAGUGCACACAUCUGCAGCAUUCGUCCAGGUGGCAUCGCUAAGAGACAGAAGUCAUUUAUAUUGCCAGAUCUCGGACGUUAUCCACAAAGUAGUCUAGACAGAACACCAUGGAUCAAAUCAAGGGUCCUCUCCAGAAACUGCUGCUAAUGGAUGAAUACAGCGACCUUGAAGACAUUGUCCUCCUCGAGGCAACGUUUGUAGAGCUGGACAAAUGUGGCGAUGCUCUACAGCAGGUCGUGCUGGGCCUGUCUCCAGACCAUCUCCUACUCGGCAGACGAUACAUUCUCAACUGGAAGGAAGAUCCUGCCAUCACCUCUACCGUCGAUGUCGACCUUGCAGUUGACGGGAUGGAGUUAAAGUGGAUCAUUCCUCUCAGAUCAGUAGACAUCUCAACCGUGCCAGAAGACUUUAUCUUGAAAGUGUCCGCAAGACACACUCGAUCCCGCUAUUUCGAGUUAUCCACCGUGCGUGAGGGGAAUUCUAAAUGGGACAACUGGCUGGAUCGGAUCAAGUAUCUCCAGGAUGACCCUUAUGGCUACAUAUCACAUCUGCCUCUCAGACGCGGGUCAUCGAUGUCUCUCACCAGUAGUGAAUCAUCCAUGUUCAUCGGACAAUCCAAGGAGGGCAUGGACUCUCCCAAACUUGCUUUUGAUCUGGACAUACCCGCCUCAGGCGAGGGUCCCACCAUAGAGGAAAACUCCACCGCCUUGUCAACCGCCGAAGAUGAGAAAGAGGAAAAGAAUGAGCUGAUUGAUCAGAAGGUCAAUGUCUCCAAAGGAUCCAAAAGAAAGAAUAUUUUCCGCAGCUUAAUGAAGAAAUGCAAAUGCAAGGAUAACAGCAAGCGAAGCAAGGGCAAAGGCUAAAUAAAUCAUCUGUUAUCUCUA
Messenger RNA from Haliotis rufescens (red abalone), 896 nucleotides. RefSeq lists its product as uncharacterized. The record is from RefSeq and is a predicted model, not a curated record. The transcript is spliced from 3 exons. Lineage: Eukaryota; Metazoa; Mollusca; Gastropoda; Lepetellida; Haliotidae. The coding region runs from base 120 to 875 and encodes 251 amino acids.